AUGGCCGAUGCUGGGCAGACCACCCGUUGUCUGAUCACAAACGAUUCUGGCCCACCGGAAGCAAUCUGUGCUACCCAUGUAUUGUCUGAUUCAGAGAUCGACGACCCACAGAUCAAAACGUUUUUGGCCAAAUGCGGUGCGCUCAACAGCUCUCAAAACACAAUAUCAUUGAAGGUCGAUUGGAAGGCCACAUGGGAUGCUGGAAGAUGGAUCAUUGUUCCGACCAAGGACGACAUGCUUCGCAUAUUAGGUGCCAUGCUUAAUUCAAAACAAAAAAUGGGCAUCACGCCUUUUGAGAAUAUCUUCUCAUCAGUACAUCGACGCAUGGUCACUUUCAAGCCUCUCACCCUUGGUAGCCUCGUGUUUCUCCGCUUAGAAUACGGCCCCUUGAAGGCAAAGGUUCAAGCUCCACCAUAUGAACAAUUCCCCCCACUGGAAUGCAAGGCACACCCGUACUUGAUCAUGUACAGAGCGUUCUUGACGCUCGACAGGCUCAACGCCUCGGAACAGGGACAGGCUUUGGAGACGUAUGCGCUACUCCACACUAUCGUCGCGCUCUGGAAAGAGCUAUCUGAAUUUUCUCAAGAGGCGAGGCACUCACGUCCCGUUGAAGCCAGUCCCUCUAACAAGAGACGCUUAGAUGCUUUGACUCAAUCGCAGUCUAAAAGACCCAAGGGGCUUCGCGAUAUUAUCUUUACAGUACCAGAGACCGAGUGGACUAUCCGUCAGUCUCUGGGGCAUACUCGAUAUCAUCCAGUCUCUUGUCUCCGCUACAUGAUCCCUAUGGCAGUCAAUGUGCAGCCCGUACUACGUUGUUUGAUCACCAAUGAGAGUGUGCCUUCAGAAGCGAUUCGCACUGCACAUCCACCGCCAAGAAGUGAGGUUGAAGAUCCCAAGAAUUCCCGCAACACUAACGCGCCCAUCAAAGCGGUUGAUGACGCGGAUAUGCCUUCCGUGGUUCUAGAAAUGUUUGCACUGCUUCACAGUAUCGUUACGCUCUGGAAGGAGCUCUCAUAUUUUCCUAUAGCUGAGGAUGAGCCACCUGCUCCUACUCCCUCAACCUCUGCGAUGAAAAGACCGGCAAUGACAUUCCCAUCCCUGACAUUGCCUCUUAAGAACCCGAGGACAAAACUGCGGGUGUCGAAUCAAGAUUCCUUGUUCUAG
This is a messenger RNA of Heterobasidion irregulare TC 32-1, 1164 nucleotides long. RefSeq lists its product as uncharacterized. The record is from RefSeq and is a predicted model, not a curated record. NCBI's taxonomy places the organism in Eukaryota, Fungi, Basidiomycota, Agaricomycetes, Russulales, Bondarzewiaceae. The transcript is spliced from 7 exons. The coding region runs from base 1 to 1164 and encodes 387 amino acids.